GAGGCCUCUGAUCUGAAAGUUAGGGAGGGAAGAACUAGUGGCGGUAUUUCCGGCGUUCUCUUUAUUCUGUAAGAAGACAAGCAGGGAACAGAGAUGAGCGAAAAAGGAGCAAAUGCGAAGAAAACAAAGUGGCCGGUGAUCAAGCCCAAACGAGAUCUCCAGAUUGCACGCCUUAGAGACACCCAUCUCUUCACGGUUCCGAAUUUCUUUACAUCCGCCGAGUCCAAGGCGUUUGUCAGCGCUGCAGAGUCCAUUGGUUUCGUUCACCAAGGGAGCUUGGGCCCGACAAAAGGGGAAGCUUAUAGAGACAACGACCGUAUUUCUGUCAAUGACCCUGUUCUUGCUGAAACUAUAUGGGAGUCUGGCCUCCGGAAUAUCUUUUCCGAUAUUAAAAUUCGGGGGAAAUCUGCUGUGGGUUUAAAUCCAAAUAUCAGAUUCUACAGGUACAAUGUGGGCCAGCGCUUUGGGAGGCAUAUUGAUGAAAGUGUUGAUCUUCCGGAUAAAUGUCGUACUUAUUAUACAUUGUUAAUAUAUCUUAGUGGUGGUGUAAGGCACAAAGGCAGUAGUCAUCCAGGCAGCAAGCAGGAAUCUUCCGAGUCACUAGUUGGAGGAGAGACUGUCUUUUAUGAUUCCAGACGAGGUAUUGUUGCCGAGGUGGCUCCUGUUGAAGGGAUGGCGCUACUUCACAUUCAUGGUGAUAAGUGUAUGCUACAUGAAGCCCGGAACGUCACAAAGGGCGUCAAGUAUGUCUUCCGAUCGGAUGUAGCUUUUACUUGACCAGUGCUGAAGCUUUGCAGUUCAAACAAAAUAGUGCAAGUUUUGAUGGUACAUACAAUAAGCUCAACCCCGAACCAGCUCUAUGAGGGCGUUUUAGCCAGUAGUAUUGAGGCAUGAUAUUGUGGUUAAUGAAUUAUCUUGGAGCUUCUUGUUUCUGCUGACACAAAAAGGGAAAGAAGAAAGCUUACUGUUAGAAAGCUCCUUGGUUAAUGUAUGUGGAAGAAGAAGGAUGAGCAGCUUGGCUAUGAUAGAGCUUAAUUACUUUAACAUGAAACUGCUCCUACCAGGAAUUGUAUCUGGAGCUAAAGCUUAGUUACUUUACAAGAUUACCAUUUUCCAAUGUAGUUGGAGAGCAUCCUCUGUACUCUUUUGUUAUUGAAAUAUAAUUUUGGUGGGCUACUUGUUCUAAUGCUAAUAUAAGCACCCAUUACUCCA
Macadamia integrifolia is the source of this 1212-nucleotide messenger RNA. RefSeq lists its product as uncharacterized. The transcript is spliced from 5 exons. Gene Ontology annotation, cellular component: endoplasmic reticulum. Gene Ontology annotation, molecular function: iron ion binding; procollagen-proline 4-dioxygenase activity; L-ascorbic acid binding. Gene Ontology annotation, biological process: peptidyl-proline hydroxylation to 4-hydroxy-L-proline. Lineage: Eukaryota; Viridiplantae; Streptophyta; Magnoliopsida; Proteales; Proteaceae. Bases 94 to 777 code for a protein of 227 amino acids. The record is from RefSeq and is a predicted model, not a curated record.